Messenger RNA from Chinchilla lanigera (long-tailed chinchilla), 5321 nucleotides. It is a transcript of the gene Map3k15, whose product is annotated as mitogen-activated protein kinase kinase kinase 15. The record is from RefSeq and is a predicted model, not a curated record. Gene Ontology annotation, molecular function: MAP kinase kinase kinase activity; ATP binding. Lineage: Eukaryota; Metazoa; Chordata; Mammalia; Rodentia; Chinchillidae. Gene Ontology annotation, biological process: MAPK cascade; protein phosphorylation; cellular response to stress.
GCCGUGUACGUGUGCAGUGACAGCGCCCACAGCAGCGCGGCCGGCAGCCCUGAGGGGGGAGCGCUGCAGUGCCUGCUUCAGGCCUGCGAGGCCGAGGGCGUCUGCCUUAUCUCGGUGCGCUUCGGGGAGCUCGACUUCGGCGAGACCGCUGUGCUCGACGCCUUCUACGAUUCGGAUGUUGCCAUUGUGGACCUGAGUGAUAUCUCCAUGCAGCCUUCUCUUUUCUACCAUUUUGGAGUCCGUGAAAGCUUUCACGUGCGCAAUAAUGUGAUCCUGUACCAUCACACCAGUGCUGAUACUGCAUUGUCAUUGAAGGGUAUGGUAACCCAUAAAAACACAGCAUCUAAUGGAAAUUAUUACUUUAUCCCCUACAUUGUGACGUCAUAUGGUGGUUACAUUUGCUAUGAGAAUGCAGUCCAAAGGCGAACCUGGGAGUGCAUGCAGCCCAACUGGGAGGCUGUCCUGAGCCCACUGUGCAUAUCUCUGACGGACAAGUUCAUUCACUUCCUCAGGAACAUCCAUGUGCCUUCAUGUACUUACUACAAAGAAGUCUUGUUAAAUGACAUCCGGAGAGCCAGAGCACAAUGCCAGGGCAGUGAACUGGUGGAGGAACUGGCUAGGAUCAAACUUCGCAUGGAUCACGUUGAGGUUAUGACCGCAGAUGUCAUCAUUAAUUUACUCCUGUCUUACCGUGAUAUCCAGGAUUAUGAUGCAAUGGUCAAGCUGGUAGAAACGCUGCAGAUGCUGCCUAUGUGUGAUGUGGCUGAUCAGCAUAAUAUUAAAUUCUACUAUGCAUUUGCACUGAAUAGGAGAAACAGCCCAGGUGACCGUGAGAAGGCUCUUCACAUCAUGCUGCAGGUUUUGCAGAGCUGUGAGCACCCAGCCCCUGACAUGUUCUGCCUCUGUGGGAGGAUCUACAAGGAUAUGUUCUUGGAUUCAGAGUGUGAAGAUGAUAUCAGCCGAGACAAGGCCAUUGCAUGGUAUCGCAGAGGAUUUGAACUCCAGCCAUCUCUUUAUUCGGGAACCAAUCUUUCGAUUUUGCUGAUAGCUGCUGGACAACACUUUGAAACUUGUAUGGAGCUAAGAAAAAUAGGUGUCCAGAUGAACAAUUUGUUGGGAAGAAGAGGGAGCUUGGAGUACAUGAACAAUUACUGGGAUGCGUGUCAGUUCUUCACCAUGACCAUGCUGGUCGAUGAUGUUGGGAAGGCAGUCCAGGCAGCGGAGCAGUUGUUCAAACUGAGACCUCCACUCUGGUACCUGCAAUCAUUAGUUCAGAACUUGUUGUUAAUGCGGCGCUUUAAGAAUUUUGAAAUUGAGCAUUCAUCCAGGCAAGAACAACUUAACUUCUGGUUACAGUUAAUUUUUGAAGCAACAACAGAAGUUACUGAUGGACUCAGAUUUCCAGUUCUCGUGGUAGAAGCACUCACAAUCUACCAGCCUGCUUAUGUGUCUAUCAAUAAUGAAGCUGAGGCGAGAACAGUGUCUUUGCAGCAAGUUUUCCCCACAGACGUGACACAAGUCCAUGAAUGGAAUUUUACCGCCUCUUCUAUCAGGGGAAUAAGUGUCUCCAGGGUUGAUGAACGGUGCUGUUUUCUUUAUAUCUACAAUAAUUCUGAUGACUUUCAACUCUACUUUUCAACAGAAAACCGGUGUAUCAGGUUUUGCUAUUUUGUCAGAGAUAUGCUACACAGUACAGCGGGCCCUACAGUGGAUCUGGACAUAGGUCGUAAUGGAGACACAUUACAAUAUGAGUAUGACCAUGAUGCAAAUGGGGAAAGAAUUGUCCUGGGACAAGGCACCUAUGGAAUUGUGUACGCUGGCCAAGAUCUGAGGAAUCAAGUGAGCAUAGCCAUCAAGGAAAUUCCAGAGAGAGACUGCAGGUACGCUCAACCUCUGCAUGAGGAGAUAGCCCUGAACAAGUACCUCAAACACCGCAACAUCGUCCAGUACCUGGGCUCUGUUUCUGAGGGUGGGUACGUUAAGAUCUUUAUGGAGCAGGUGGCUGGAGAAAGCCUUUCUGCUCUCUUGCGAUCCAAAUGGGGGCCGAUAGAGGAAGCCGUUAUCAAGUUUUACACCAAGCAGAUCCUGGAAGGCCUGAAGUAUCUCCAUGAAAACCAUAUAGUGCACAGAGACAUAAAGGGUGAUAAUAUUCUGAUAAAUAGCUACAGUGGACUGGUAAAAAUCUCCGAUUUUGGAACCUCCAAAUGCCUCGCAGCAUUGAACCCAUGCACAAAUACCUGUGCAGGCACUCUACGGUACCUGGCUCCUGAGGUUCUUGAUCAAGGACCUCGUGGGUAUGGUGCCCCAGCUGAUAUCUGGUCCCUGGGCUGCACCGUGAUAGAAAUGGCCAUCGGCAGGCCUGUGUUCCGUCAGCCUGAUGAAUCACAGACAGUAUUGUGCAGAUUGGGACUGUUUAAGAUGCACCCUGAGAUUCCACGAACCCUUUCAUUUAAAGCUAGAGGCUUCAUCUUAUCCUGUUUUGAGCCUAACCCUAGCAAACGGGUCACUGCUGCUGCCCUACUCGCAGAGCGUUUCUUAAGGCAGACAGACAUGGGCCGGAAGAGGCAAACUGCUUUCAGGCCUUCAGGGAAUGUCCAGUCUGCUGCCAGUAUCGUGACUCUACCCUUACUGAGGGAGCGUGCAGGCAGCAGCACCAGCAGCAGCAGCAGCAGGGAGCAUGGCUCCAUUGCCCCACACUGUGAUGCCCAUGCACCCAACCACCAGCCCAGCCACCUUCUCAGUGUUCCUGAGCAGAGUUCAGCCUUGCAAGAACAGGGCACAGCCUCUUCCACAGAGGGCAGGGAUCCAGGCAUGCUCUUGCUGCGUGAGGACAGUGAGCGCCGCACCAUCCUUUACAAUAUCCUUUGGGAGGAGCAGGCCCAGGUGGUUUCCAUCUUGCAGGAAUGUGUGGCCCAGAGUUCAGAAGAGGUGCGUCUCUCAGUUGCUCACAUCAAGCAAAUAAUUGGGAUCCUGAGGGACUUCAUCUACUUCCCGGACCACAGGGUGAUGGUAUCCAUGAUAUCAAAGCUAAAGGUGGACCUCAACUUGAACAGGACAAACAUGAAUCAGAUUCACCUGAUACUAUUUGGAUUCCAGGAUGCUGUAAACAAAAUUUUGAGAAACCACUUAAUUAGGCCUCAGUGGAUGUUUGCAAUGGACAACAUUCUCUGCAGAGCGGUGCAGGCUGCAGUCACCACUCUCACCCCAGAGCUCCAACCCCGCUCUGAGCCUGCCUCUCAGAUGCAAGAAGUACGUAACACGGAGAACUAUCCUGUAGCAUGCCUGUCUGCUGAACCAUGUGCGGCAUCCAGCAGGAGCACAAAUUGUUCAGUGGUUGUGCAAGAGGCCCCACCACCACACCAGCAGCAGCACCUGAGCCUCCAGCUGAACAAGAUCAAGGAGGAGACCAGCAGACUUUUAGAAAACCUAGCUCAAAAAGAGAGAGAGUACCAGAAUCUUCUCAAACGAACUCUCGAACAGAAAUCUCAAGAAGUGUACCACCUUCACUUACAAUGCGAAAGUAAUGGUGAGUCAUUUUCUAUUUGCCCUAUUUUAGGUGUGUUUGCAUGUGAGAGAGAAACUACUUAAAAGCUGGCUAAUAUUCUAACCAGCUUGGAGAAAGAGCUGAGGUUAUCUUCUGUGAAACCAGAACUCUAGUAGGUUCUGGAAUAUUAACAAUAAAAGGGAACUACUGGUCUAUUCAACAACAUGGGAUAGAUUGCAAAUGCAGUAUGCUGAGUACAAGAACCAGAUUCAAAGGCUAUAUACUGUGAUUCUAUUCACAUAGUACUCUGGAAAAGGCAGAAAUAAAGGAACAGAAUAAAUGAGAAUGAACAGGAAAGAGAAGAAAUUAUAAACACAUGACAGCUUCUUGGGGUGUGGAAAUGCACCUUGAUUGUGGUAGUAGUGACAUGAGUGACAUUAAGUACCCCUUAAAAGAGUGGUUUACUGUGCAAAUUAUACUUCAGUACACUUCUCAUUUUGUGACACUUAGAAGAGCUACAGUUGCCACUUAGAAUGUGGAAUGGAUAAGCUCUGGCACAAAGCCUGGUUUCUCAUUUUAUUUCCAGUGCAGUUUGGGAGAUACAGUACAUCCCUAAGAUAAGGCACUUUAAAGAUAGGGAAAUAAGUAUUUAAACUGAGACAGGUAUCAUACCAAGUUAUACAUUUAUUAAAGGUAGGGUAGGUAAGGAUCAUUCUGCUCUCUGUAAAACAAACCCAUGAAUUAUGAAUUGUAUAAUAUAUAUACGGCAGCUGAAUAAUACAGGUUUAACUCAUCUUUUCACAUCACAUUUACAUUCUCGAUAGUUUCUUACAUCCAUUUUACUUUUGAAUAGCAUGUUAAUAUACAAGAGUUUCUAAUCAUUACAGGUACUGCAGAGAUGCCAGCAGAUAAAGAGCUUAUAGCGUGGUUGCAACUGCAAGGAGCAGAUGCAGAUACAAUUGAAAAGGUACAUUUAUAACCAAAAAUGAUUCCUAUGAUGUUGUCAAAAAGCUGCUUAUCUCUUACGUACUUCGUCUUUGUUUCAGAUUGUUGGACAGGGUUACACUCUUUCUGAUAUUCUUAACAAUAUCACUAAGGAAGACCUAAAGCGCCUUCAACUACGGUAAGAGGUUCAAUACAGUUUGUAUAACAGAACUUUUUUUUGUGUGAAUAUACUUUAAAAUAAAGUAGAAAACAUAGUGCUGGCAACUUCUCCCCUCCCCAAUCUGAAGUAAAUCUGGAAUUCUGCUAGGUUCAAGUUAGGAAAAGGCCAAGGUAUGGCAUGAGGUGCCAGCAUACUACACUCAGUUCUCUUUAAAUGGUAACCUGCGCUCUUAUUCCUGUGUCACUUUAAAUGGCCUUACACAGAUCCCUCAGUACUUCUGCACACGUUUCUAAGGCCAAGUCCUACCAGUGCUGGGGCACAAGUAUCACCUUCAUAUACGAAUGUUUCUGUGAAGUGCCUAAGUUAGGGACUGCGCUUUUGAGAACAGAUAGCAAAUGUUAACUCUGGAGUUACAUACUAUACUUUUUGCCAUAAGGACUCCUAGAUAAGUAUUUGGGAUUUUUAGUUUGAAAUUUGCCUUUCUUAGAACUCUUUUUUAUUUCACAGUGGUGGUAUGUUCCACAGAAUCUGGCAAGAGAUCUCCCAGCACAGAGAACAGGCUCAGGUGUCCUCUGGGGCUGCAGCUACACCGGAGGAAGAGUAAGCAAAUAGUCGACAUGUUUGUGGCUCAAGCUUCAGCUUCCAUAUGCCACAAAUUCUGCUGAGUUUACAAAAGAAAGACUUGUUCCAUUAUUUUAAGAACCUGAAGUUUUAAAGAUUGUUCUUACUGAA